CUGUAUGUGCUUGUAUUUGUGUUCAUUUAUUUUUUUCGCACUUUGCAUAUUUUGUUCUUGUUCGAGGGCGCGCGAAUUUUGAGUGAAUACAUACAUAUUUACACCUAACAUAUGUACAUAUAUAUAAUAUAUUGUGUUUAGCAUUUAUGUCGCGAAUUGUUUGUUUGUUAAAAUAAUUAGAAUUUUUGUGUUUAUGUGCAAAUUUUUAAGAAUUCACUAACAAAACGCUUGGCGCACUGAACGCUGGUUAGCUAAUUGAAUUGCGUAUGCGAGUGAAUGCAAUAAAAUAAAAAUUAUAAAGAAACAAGACGAAGCUAUUGAUAAUUCCUAAAGUUUUAACAGAUAUCUUGGAUAAAUAAUAAUUAACAUAAAAAAAUGAUAAAAAAAAUAUUUACGGUCACAAAAAGCAUAAAUUGAGUUCAUACGGCCUUUUUUAUUGGAAUAAAACUUUUGAAGCUUGGAAAAGGAGUGACGAAUAUAAAAACAUCUUAAAAUAUUAAUUUUUCCCCCCAAAUUAGUAUUAAGUUCAUUUGGCUGCCAUCAAAAAUUGCUACACAUCAAAAAAUAUAUUAUAUUUUUUUUCACGUAAAAGCAAAACAUUUGCAUAAAAAUGCUUUACCGUGCGUUACAAUGCUGACAAAGCCUAAAAAGUAAAAGCAACAACAACCAAAACAACUACAAGUGACUAACAUACAAUAAAAAUAAGCAAAAAUAAACCAACAAAUAAAUGGCGUUAACAAAUUUCUCAUUGCCCUUUGGCGCUUUGACGCAACCAGUGCCCACGUGGAGUGCCACCCUACCGCCGCUGCAUCCCGCCCAUCAAUUGGCGGCGAACACAAAUAAUUUACUCUACUCGCCGGCCGAUCAUCAACAGCAGCAGGGCGAUGAUGCGCCGCCGUCGCCUGAGUCAGAUUUCUACAAAAACAAUCCGUAUGCGCCGCCGCAAUUGCAUCAACAACACCAACCGAUACGUCAGUCAUAUCAAUAUAAUAACAACAAUAACAACAACAACAAUAACAAUAAUAAUAAUAAUAAUAGCAAUAAUAAUCGGCUGAAAGGUGGCAACACCUACUUGCCGCCCAUACCGCCGCCUGGUGCGCGCAAUACACAAUUUAAUAACCAAAAACAGCAGCAACAACAACAGCAGCAGCAAGCACAAAAACAGCAACAGCAUUUUAGUCAUUUCAGCAUAAAUCAACAACAGCAACAGCAGCAGCAACAUCAACAGCAUCAUCAACUACAACAACAACAACAAAUCAAUGGCAAUAAUUUCGCUUUCAAGGCAGCCACUUCCGCCUCGACCGUUGCCUCAGCCGCCUCUGCGGCCUCCUCUUCAUCAACUAGAACCUAUGGUGAGGGUUCUUAUAAUCGUUUUGGUUCUUCGGCCGGCACUGCUACGCCACCACAACAACAACAACAGCAACAAAAACAACAACAGCAUCAACAAAAACAAUAUUAUAAUUCCUAUAGUCAUAGUACUUCCUCAUUUGUUGCACAAUCCCAAUUAAAGACUCAAACACAACAACAAACAAACCAACAAAGUUACGGCGCCGCAUUGCCUACCGAAGCGCCUCAACCGGCUGCGGUGUACGGUGCAGUACCAGCGCCAGCGGUUGGCGCAGAUGAUGAUGUAAAUGGGGGAGAAGAGAAUUUGGGCGGCGCUGCUGCUGGUGCCGAUGGUGGCUCCGGCGGUAAUGAGGCAUAUCCUCAUCGGCCACCGGGUUUCACGCGUGUUCAAGCCGGUGUUGGUACACGUACCCAAGUGCAUGCUGUGUUGGAUUAUGAUGCUGAGGAGGGCGAAGAAGAAGAGUACUACGAUGAUGGUGAGAAAGAUGCCAAUAAAAAGUCUUCAAUGCCCACAGUGACGCCAAUACAAGGUCCAAUAUUCCUGAAGAAUGGAACAGCGCCAGUAGUACCGUUAUUUUCAUAUCCCACACUAAACAAUGGAUCCUUUGUGCAAAUACCGAUUUGGUGGACUGCACUGUCCGUUGCCUUGGGUUUGGACGUGCGCGGUGAUAUAAUCAAAGGUGUGCCAUGCAUCAAACGCUAUUAUCAGUUAUUCUGCCCGACAGCUGGCAACAGCUAUCCAAUUGACAAAAUCGAACGUUUCAUCGACGACAAUAAGGCGUUAAUGCGACGAAUGUAUGGUGACUUUGAAAUGAAUCUCGAGCCGGGCGGUCCACAAUCGCAGACGAAGAAACGCAAACGUCGUUUCAUUGAUGAUCCGGAUAUUUUCAUACCACCAGGCGCUUUUCCUGCACUGGUGCCCGACGAUGAGGGCAGCACAGAGCCACACGCUGAGGAGGCCGGUGAAAGUUAUUUCGGCAAAUUGCGUAAUAAACGGCAAGCAAAUCGGAAUGCAAAUAAAGCAAAUCAAAAUUCAUUCGCGAAUGCUGGACAAAAUACGGGAAGAGUGGACGCCUGCGAGUCGAAAGUGGAGAUUGUCACACCCUAUUGGGCCUCCAAUUCGGCGGGUAAAAUUCGCGCCAUUGUGAAUACACAACAUUUCGAACAGGCCAUACAUCAGGAGGUGUGCUCCAAAGCCGCGACAUCGCGCUGUGAUCGCGACUGCGGCUGUGAGCAAAAGUAUAAAUGGCAUCGCCUAUUGGCCUACGAUCCGGAUAAUGACUGUAAGGGCAUUUUCAUGGAUUGGUUUCUCUUUCCAUCGUGUUGUGUGUGCAGAUGUAAGCCAUAAGUCCAUAGGAGUUCGAUAUGAAGGCGGUGACUUACUUGUUCCCAGCAACAUUUACUAAACUUAAGUCAAAAAUCGUACUUAUGUAAUUAGGUGUACUUAAGCCCUUAAGCAGUUAACUUAAGCACUUUUAAGUCAACGUUUUGUUUUCGAUGUAUUGUAGUUAAUCAUUUUUUAAAUUUCACUCACAUUUUAAGGUUAGGUUUAUGAGUUUAAGUAACUUUUUAGUUUUAGCUGAAAAUUUGUUAAUUUUAAAAGCCACAUAAAACAACAAAAAUACUAUCUAAAGUUGAAAACUUUUUUGGAUUGUUGCGAACAUAGCACUUUUAUAGUUAGAGCUGAAUAAGUUAAGAGCAUAAUUUAAUAGUUUAUGAAACAUAAAAAAUUAGUUAUUUUAAAUUUUAU
This is a messenger RNA of Ceratitis capitata (Mediterranean fruit fly), 3097 nucleotides long. It is a transcript of the gene spz3, whose product is annotated as protein spaetzle 3. Lineage: Eukaryota; Metazoa; Arthropoda; Insecta; Diptera; Tephritidae. Gene Ontology annotation, molecular function: growth factor activity; Toll binding. The record is from RefSeq and is a predicted model, not a curated record. The transcript is spliced from 7 exons. Gene Ontology annotation, cellular component: extracellular region. Gene Ontology annotation, biological process: central nervous system formation; innate immune response; regulation of Toll signaling pathway. The coding region runs from base 728 to 2695 and encodes 655 amino acids.